GUCUGUCGGAGGCCUGCGCCCCGCUAGUGCUCAGCCCCCGCGCGCGCCGCGCCCAGGCCCAUCGGCUGGAGCUCGUGCCCGGCCUGAGAACUUCCUCGCUCCGGCGGCGCGGACCCCAAGAGUGAAACCUCGCAGCGCCCGAGGGGAGGCAGGCGAGCGAGUCCGAGGGGUGGCCGGACAGGUGGUGGCGCCGCGAAGAUGGUGGCUAAGCAGCGGAUCCGUAUGGCUAACGAGAAGCACAGCAAGAACAUUACCCAGCGCGGCAACGUCGCCAAGACCUCGAGAAAUGCCCCCGAAGAAAAGGCUUCUGUAGGACCCUGGUUAUUGGCUCUCUUCAUUUUUGUUGUUUGUGGCUCUGCAAUUUUCCAGAUUAUUCAAAGUAUCAGGAUGGGCAUGUGAAGUAACUGAACCUUAAGAUGUUUCCAUUCUCCUGUGAAUUUUAACUUGAACUCAUUCCUGAUGUUUGAUACCCUGGUUAAAAACAAUUAAGUAAAGCAUCCUGCCUCAGAAUGACUUUUCAUAUCAUCCUUCAUGUGUCAUUCCAAGGUUUCUUCACCAGUCAUUCCAAGUUUUCUAGUCCAUACCACAGUGCCUUGCAGAAGCACCACAUGAUUAAAGCAAUAAAAUUUGAUUGUUAAG
This is a messenger RNA of Orycteropus afer afer, 639 nucleotides long. The record is from RefSeq and is a predicted model, not a curated record. Lineage: Eukaryota; Metazoa; Chordata; Mammalia; Tubulidentata; Orycteropodidae.